UGAGGCGAUGUGUGAUAUGUGGAGACGUCGAUGGUGACAAUAACGUUUCGCUGCACAGGUAUUUACAACUUCACCCAACACAUAACAAUAAUGUAACAUGUUAUAAAUCACAUUCAUCCUUAGAAUUCCUAAUGACGUACGUCGUCUUCAGUGGGUGGAAUUUGUGGUGAACCAAGGUUUUCAAGUAAACCUAAACUCUGCGUUGUGUUCGAGGCAUUUUGUUCCUGGCCUUGACUACGAAGAAAGGGAUGUACGACGCCGUCGUCUGGUCCGCACUGCGGUGCCAUCUUUGGUAGUCGGACCGUACAGAGAACGAGAAGAUCACGUGGAAAACGGUGAUGCCGGUGUACAAGUUCCGAGGGAUGAACUUUUGUUGGAAGAGAACAUUGAGGUAGUUGAAGUCAUGAUGGACAAUGACAACGUUGAGGUAAUUGAGGUCAUGAUGGACAAUGACAACGUUGAGGCAGGCGAAGUCGCGAUGGACGACGACAACGUUGAAAUAGUUGUCAUGAACGGAGACGAACAAGUAUCAGAUGAUGAUAACUUUGUUGGUGUUUUCGACCUUUCACCACUGUACGAUAUUGAAGGGGUUGAACAAAUCGCCCCGAUUGUUGCUAGACUGUUGGUAGACCGUCCGGCUGGCGUUCAGCACCCACUACCGGAACCACACAACUUAGGUGCAUUGAAUUACGUAUGCACGUAUUGUAGGGCCCGCCACUUUAAGUGCGAGGAAACAAGCCCGAAUCAUUUUUCAACGGCUGUAGUCGGACCAUACAGAGAACGAGAAGAUCACGUGGAAAACGUUGAUGCCGGUGUACAAGUUCCGAAGGAUGAACUUUUGUUGGAAGAGAACAUUGAGGUAGUUGAAGUCAUGAUGGGCAAUGACAACGUUGAGGUAGUUGAGGUCAUGAUGGACAAUGACAACUUCUAA
Messenger RNA from Acyrthosiphon pisum (pea aphid), 931 nucleotides. RefSeq lists its product as uncharacterized. The transcript is spliced from 5 exons. The coding region runs from base 404 to 931 and encodes 175 amino acids. The record is from RefSeq and is a predicted model, not a curated record. Lineage: Eukaryota; Metazoa; Arthropoda; Insecta; Hemiptera; Aphididae.